This is a messenger RNA of Belonocnema kinseyi, 2030 nucleotides long. RefSeq names its product sialin-like. NCBI's taxonomy places the organism in Eukaryota, Metazoa, Arthropoda, Insecta, Hymenoptera, Cynipidae. The coding region runs from base 134 to 1483 and encodes 449 amino acids. Gene Ontology annotation, biological process: transmembrane transport; monoatomic anion transport. Gene Ontology annotation, molecular function: transmembrane transporter activity. Gene Ontology annotation, cellular component: plasma membrane. The transcript is spliced from 6 exons. The record is from RefSeq and is a predicted model, not a curated record.
UUUAUAACCUUAUAAUCAACGGGCCUAUAUUUUAGUGAUAGUUUGAUAUUGGUUUCCUCUAGAAACAUAAUUUUCAACAACAGACCUUCAAAUAUUUUUAAAAUGCAUUCCAGCCAGAGGGAUUAUCUGCAUCAUGCUCUUCACUGCUUGCUACACAAGUUAUGUGUGUCGAUUGCAGAUGCCUAUUUUAGCAAUCUCUAUGAUCAAUACCACAGAAGCGGAUGGAGCAGAUGUUCAUAGAGCAUUUAGUUUUUUCUCUAGCAAACCCUUUUAUUGGUCAAAUCAUAUGAGAGGACAAGUAAUAGCUGCGUACGGUUAUGGAAAUGUCAUUGGAAACUUACUUGGUGGUAUCAUGGCUCUAAAGUACGGUCCUCGAAGAGCGAUUCUUUGGACAUCCCUUAUAUCAGCAACUAUAUGUUUGAUGUCACCAAUUAUAGCACAAGCACAUUAUGGUGCUUUGAUUUUAUCGAGAAUAAUUGUAGGACUUGCUGGAGGAGUUACACUGCCAGCGUGUCAUACUAUGGUGGCUAGAUGGGCACCGCUAAAUGAAAGAAGCAGAUUUGUUUGGUCCUUACAAGGUGGUUCGUUGGGUACAAUUAUUACAAUGCCAAUGGUCUCCGCAAUUGCUGAACAUAUUAAUUGGGAAACUGGGUGGUACUUACCAUCUUUAUUUAUGUUCUUAUGGAUUGUUGCAUGGACACUUUUUGCAUACAACUCACCUGGAGAACACCCCUUUAUUACAAAGGAAGAGAAAGAAUAUAUUUUAACAGGACAGGAGAGCACCGGACAAAAUCGACAACAUACCCUAAAGGAAAUUCCAGUGUUAGCAAUAAUUACAUCAGUACCAUUUCUCUGCCUAGUAAUUUGCCACUUUGGAAACCUGUUUCUUUUGUCCUUCUAUCAAAACUCAAUUAUGCUUUAUCUUACGCAAGCUUUGGACUUGACUCUCACAAAAGGCGGAUUUAUGUCUGCAUUACCUCCGCUAGGACGCAUGCUGUUUGCAUUUUUCUUCAGUUGGGCAGGAGACACAGUCAUGAGAAAGAAACUGAUGUCCUUAACAGCACUUAGAAAGUGUGCUAGUAUUUUCUCGCACUUAGUGCCUGGAUUUUUUUUGAUACUUUUGGGUUUUUUGGUAACUAACCAAGACGAUGACCAGCUGUUACUGGCUAACACAUUCCUAAUUUUGGCAUUCAGUUUUAAUGGAGCAGCAGUCAUAGUGAACUUAUCAAAUAAUCAAGAUCUAUCGCCAAACUAUGCAGGAUUUCUCUAUGGCAUCAUGAAUACAAUAGGAUUUACGGCUGGGAUUAUCGUUCCUAUUCUCGUAGAGGCUAUAGCAGGAGCGCAUACAAUUGAACAAUGGCAAAAAGUUUUUUGCAUUGGUGCAAGCAUAUGCGUUCUAAGCAUGAUUAUUUUCAUUCUUGGAGGAAGCGGAAAUGUACAAAAAUGGAAUGACAACAAUGUAUCAGAAGACGUGACAACAUAAUCAGUUGAAAAUAGUAUAAAAGGCAGAAGAUAAAAUAGUUUUAAGAACAAAAUAAAAUAAAUUUUCAAAAAGUUCAAUAAUUUUAGAGCAUAUUCCACUGGUUACACUAGUUCUUCACUUGGCGUACGCAUUUUUUUGUCAAUCUGAAAGACAAAAAAAACCAGAAAAAGUGAUUUCAAAAAGCCAAACAAAUUUCUAACAUACUUGUUCAGUAUUAGUUUUUCCACACGCCCUCAUCGAGCUGGUGUAGAAAAACGACACAUUAACUUUUUACAGCGUCGUUUGACUUUAAAAAAUUUUUUUUGUUCUUUUUUCUUUAUUCUGUCGAAUUUAUAAACUAAACACACAAAAAUUCUAAAAUAUUUACACUGUGUAAAGAACUAGUGCAUAAACAUAGAUUCCAGGGAGUGAAACAUUCCUAAUCCUUGUUCAUACAACGUUCUUUGAGCCGAUGCUUGAAAUAUUGAAUACUGGAUUACUUAUUAUUUUGUUUAUAUACAUAUCCCCUCAACUUUUGUUACUUUUGUUAACUUAUAGUUAUAUCCGA